AGAAAAAAAAAAAAAAGGUGGAAAAAGGGAAAAGCAGGUAAACUUAGAGGGGGCUUGGUCUGCUGGCUGUGCGGGGCGGGUCCCGUGUGGGGCUGUCCUGCGUGGGGCGGUGCAGGAUCGCCCUGCCCGGAGGGGCUCAGUGCCGCGAUCCCACAGGGCUUCCCGAGGAGCACUGGGCGCCCGCUCACGUCCCCCGGCCAUGCCGUCCCCUGCUAAUGCAGGGCCAGCCCCCGGCCCCCUGGAUGGUGGCUGGGGCUGGGUCGUGGUCUUUGGUGCUUUCAUUUCUAUCGGCUUUGCCUACGCCUUCCCCAAAGGCAUAGCCAUCUUCUUCAAAGAGAUCCAGGGUUUCUUUGACACGUCCUAUAGCGAGAUCGCGUGGGUCUCCUCCAUCAUGCUGGCCACCACGUACGGUGCAGGUCCCAUCAGCAGUAUUUUAGUAAACCGCUAUGGCAGCCGACCCGUGGUGAUAUUUGGAGGCCUGCUGUGUGGCAUUGGGAUGGUCUCAGCUGCCUUCUGCACCAGCAUCCUGCAGCUCUACAUCUGCGUGGGCUUCAUUACAGGAUUUGGCCUUGCUCUCAACCUCCAGCCAUCAGUGAUAAUCAUAGGGAAAUACUUUUUAAAGAGAAGACCCAUCGCAAAUGGCCUUGCUAUGGCAGGGAGUCCUGUGAUGCUUUGCACCCUGGCUCCUCUCAACCAGUUCCUUUUUGAGAAUUUUGGCUGGAGGGGCAGCUUUUUAAUUCUUGGGGCAAUUUUAUUAAACUGCUGUGUGGCUGGAGCUCUCUUCAGGCCCAUUGGGCCACCCAAAACCCAGUCAAAUGAGGAAGCGAAGGAAGUCCUGAAAGAAGAGGUCACUAAGGAUGCCAUGGAAAUGAACAGUUCCACGAACAUUCCUAUGAAGACAAAAACAGAAGAAGAAGAAGCAAGGGACUGUUGUGAAAAAAUCAAUAAGUACCUUGAUUUUUCCCUUUUUAAGCACAGAGGUUUCUUGAUUUACCUGAUUGGAAAUGUGCUCAUGUUUCUAGGCUUUUUUGCCCCCAUUGUUUUUCUGGCACCCUAUGCAAAGCACAUUGGCAUUGAUGAAUAUUCAGCUGCUUUCCUCCUUUCAAUCCUUGCUAUCGUGGAUAUGAUUGCCAGACCGGCCACUGGCAUCAUUGCAAACAGCAAGUGGGUCAGGCCACGGAUCCAAUACUUUUUCAGCUUCUCCAUUGCUUUCAACGGUGCCUGCCACCUUCUGUGCCCCCUGGCUUCAGGCUACAAGGGGCUCGUCAUUUACUCCGUCUUUUUUGGCUUGGCUUUUGGCAUGGUUUGUGCCAUGCUUUUUGAAACUCUCAUGGACCUUGUGGGAGCUACCCGGUUCACCAGUGCUGUUGGCUUGGUCACCAUUGCAGAGUGUUGCACAAUAUUGCUGGGACCACCUAUAGGAGGAACACUUAUCGAUACCUUUGGGGACUAUAAAUAUAUGUUCAUUAAAUGUGGAGCUGUGAUGGUCCUGGCAGGAACAUUCCUGUUCAUCAUGAAUUACUAUAAUUACCGUAUGCUUGCCAAGGAGAAGAGAAAAGCAAAAGAAGAGGACCCUAAAUCUGUAAGGACAGAAAGUGAAGGCAGAAAUAACUUGAACAAAGAUACUGUACAGGAUGGACCUGAGCUGGAACCUCUGAGAGAGGAACAAGAAAGACUAAAGAAGGAAGUGAAUGGCACAAAUGAAGUUUAAAUCUGUUCUCAUGGGCUGAACAGGAAAUUACUUCUGUGUUGCUUAAGUUGGCACUAGCUGUGAAAUCACACUAGGUUUUUGAUUUUUGCCCUAUGCUCUGUCAUGUGCAUCCUCUUCUUUGUCUUAAGAGA
Oxyura jamaicensis (ruddy duck) is the source of this 1842-nucleotide messenger RNA. Its product is annotated as monocarboxylate transporter 2-like. Gene Ontology annotation, molecular function: monocarboxylic acid transmembrane transporter activity. Gene Ontology annotation, cellular component: membrane. The record is from RefSeq and is a predicted model, not a curated record. Gene Ontology annotation, biological process: transmembrane transport; monocarboxylic acid transport. The transcript is spliced from 5 exons. The coding region runs from base 200 to 1711 and encodes 503 amino acids. Lineage: Eukaryota; Metazoa; Chordata; Aves; Anseriformes; Anatidae.